AUGUCACAAGUUUCUCCGGCGCCAUCGACGGCUCCACCGUCGGCAUCGGCGUCGUCGGAUGUCGAGGAGCCGGAAAUAGAUGUCAUUGCGAGCAGCGACGACGAGUCGGAACCAAUUUACAUACACAAGGAGAAAGACCCAAUUGUAAUAAGGGGUGUUGGAAAUAUCACUGUAUUCGGCAUGAAUUCCCGCUUCAACACUGAAUAUCCUCCUGAGCUAACCGGAUACAUUGCUCCGGAAGAGCUAUCCGCUACACUAUCUCGAGUGAACUCCGUUCUAAAACGCCAUGUACAAACCUCAUCUCGAUGGCUUUUAUGUGGUUUGGCCUUUUGUUGCUGCUCACUGGGUUGCUCGAUGUGGCCAGUAAUUUGCUUGAAUCGGAGAACCGUGAUAGCUCUUGAAAAAUGUCUGGAUCAUGAAAAUGUUAGCCUCUAUCACAAGCUGGGUCUUCAUUGGUCACUGGCUCGUCGCCCAACGGAACCAUCGGACCGGCUUACUGAAUAUGUUCUUGAGCUGAAAAUUCUUCCUAAAGCUGCAUUAAAUAUUCCUGAUUAA
Caenorhabditis briggsae is the source of this 555-nucleotide messenger RNA. RefSeq names its product Protein CBR-TAG-266 (gene Cbr-tag-266). The record is from RefSeq and is a predicted model, not a curated record. Bases 1 to 555 code for a protein of 184 amino acids. The transcript is spliced from 3 exons. NCBI's taxonomy places the organism in Eukaryota, Metazoa, Nematoda, Chromadorea, Rhabditida, Rhabditidae.